Messenger RNA from Tripterygium wilfordii, 2644 nucleotides. RefSeq lists its product as uncharacterized. The coding region runs from base 481 to 2187 and encodes 568 amino acids. The record is from RefSeq and is a predicted model, not a curated record. The transcript is spliced from 6 exons. Lineage: Eukaryota; Viridiplantae; Streptophyta; Magnoliopsida; Celastrales; Celastraceae. Gene Ontology annotation, molecular function: zinc ion binding.
UAUUUUCGUAAGUGGGGAAGCUAAUGCUAAUAAACAAAUGAAUGAGUCCCCCAAAGUCCAGGCAGAAAAUGAGAGACUGCCAUGUUCUUUAGUAAUAAUGCACACCCAAAGGGCCGAAACAGAGACAGAGACUUCAAAUUUCAGGCUUCUCUCUCUGGAAGUUAGUUGCUUUGUCGCCAUUGAAAUACUCACCACAUAAACCUAAGCUCUUUACUUAGUACUCACCAAACAAGUUUUAACACCAUCUGAUCAGCAAGUCUCUAAAAUUAGACUGAUUGAGGAAAAAGGAAAGCACCUUUGAUAAUGUGACUUUACUCCACAUCAAGAUCCCAAUUCCCAACACACCUUGAAAACCCACCUCUCAACAUUCUUCAAACGGAGUUCCCAUUUUUUCCUAGAUCUGGAGAUUUUAUAUUUCUUUCCGGUGGCAGUGUUAUAGGGAGUGUGGUCCUGUUCGAGGUCAAAGAGGUUGUACAGGGAAUGGGAUCCGGUGGGAGCAAGGUUCGUCAUGGCGGGGUUGCCUCUUCCUCGUCGUCGAGCGGGUGGAGGGCUAGAUCGAUGGGGAACAGGGUUUUCCAGUCUUCUUGCCUGGGCGCGCCAUCUGGCUGUCGAGACAGCGACAAUGAGGACCAAGUUUUUGACAAUGGGAACAAAGAAAAUGCUGGCUAUGCUUUGUGUGAAGAACAGACUGAAUCAGACUUGGGGCAUGGGAAAACUGAGUGUUUCACAAAGGAGAAAGCUGAACACUCUGAUGGAAGGUCUUGUAUAUCUUCUAAUGUUGAGCUUGAUCAAUGGGUUCAACCAACCAUUGGUAAUACUUCCUUUAGAAAUGCGAGCAACUCUGCCCAAGCUUCUUCUACUCAUUCCUUGAACCCACCAAGUCGCUUCCUUUCACGCUUUAGUUUCAUUCCAGGUAACAUAAGUUUUAGACUAAGCAGAACAACCAGUUCAAGGUCUUCUGGGUCCUGUUCUCUUCCUAAUACUAGUCUCUCAAUGCGGAAUGGUGGAAAAGAGAUUUGCCAAUCUUCUGGAUCUGAAAGUCUUCAUAGAAAUGAAGCUAAUCCAAUUACUGACUUGCUUCCUCCGUCCUUGAACAAUAAUUCUCAUGGUUUGCAGUUAAAUGGUCCAGUUUAUGAUGUUUUGGAUAAUAUUCCAGGUAACCAGUCAAUUUCUUCCAUCCAAGAGGUGGCGGGGAAUGGUGGUAGUGAGACAGUGGGGGCUAAUAUAAGCUUACAUUCUCCAAGAGUAAUUGGUGAUUUAAAUGACAUUGAGACUAGACUUUCUGAUAGAGGGGUUGGAGCUCGACAACCUGUUGAACGGAAUGUUCAUUUUAGCAGAACCCUUAGUGUCAGAAGGCUUCGUGACAGAGUUCUUCGUCGAUCAUCAUUAUCUGACUUAACAUUUUGCCCAUCAGAACAAAGCAGAGAUUUGAGAGAUGCUAGUCAGGGUACUGAAAGACAGGCCAUGGGUGACGAGACAGCAUUAUCGACAUCUAACGCGAUGUCUCCAACCAUAUCUGGUAAUCAUCCAUCCAAUAUAUCUAACUCUACAUUUAGCACUCAAGAUAAUGAGUUGGAAACCUCACGAUCAAGGGAAGGCCGGUAUCACGAUCUACUGGAACACAGGUCAAAUUUUCUUGAACGGAGAAGAAGAAUACGAUCUCAGGUCCGUGCACUUCAGCGGUUGGGAAGCCGUUUUGAGAAUUUUUCUGGGCAUGAGAGGUCAUGUAUCUUAUCUGGUCAAAACAGAACAGGUCGUUGCACAUGUCGAGUAAGUAAUCGAACUGGCAAUCUCAAUGACGAUACUGGUGCUAGGGCUAGCAUAUCAAGAAUUGUUAUGCUAGCUGAAGCUUUAUUUGAGGUUCUGGAUGAAAUUCACCAGCAAUCAGUGGUUUUAUCAACCCGACCUUCUGUAUCUUCAAUUGGAUCUGUUCCUGCUCCUAAUGAAGUUGUGGAAUCUUUACCUAUCAAAUUGUACACCAAGUUUCAAAAGUGUCAGCUUGAGGAGACUGCACAAUGUUAUAUAUGCCUUGUGGAAUACGAGGAAGGAGACAGCUUGCGGAUAUUGCCAUGUAACCAUGAAUUUCAUAGAGCAUGUAUAGACAAAUGGCUCAAGGAAAUUCACAGGGUUUGUCCGCUUUGUCGUGGGGAUAUUUGCAAAUCCGAGUCACCAUCUGCAGUGGAUUAAGUUUGUCAUUUUUCAGUAUGCUUCUCAAAGAUCAGGGGAACUACCACACCUUAGAAAUAUCAGAGAUACCUCGGGGCAAAUUUGUUUUCGGCCUGUAUGAGCAUUGCUGUUCAAGGUGUCUUGCUUUGAUUGCAUUGCCAGGCCUGAAAUGAUGAUAUCAAUGGACUGAACCUCCACUGACGAUGUUCGCCGACAGAACUUUUGGUUCGAACAGGUCAUGAGGGAUGGGGGCAGCGGCAAUUAGUGAUAUAUGUUUUGACAUUUUACUUUUAUCUAUCUCUGAUACUUGAUACUUGCAGUCCAUUUGUUCAUUAGCUGAAGAAGAAAUCCUGUGUCUGUAGCAGCUAGUGAAAAUGCAUGGAUGAUGAGAGAUGUGGGGAUAUUGUUGGGCUGGGUUUUUGUUUGAGACUGCUGUUUGGUCAUUGGUGUGAGUCUGGCUCAAGCUCGGAUUUAGCUA